UUCGUCUCCUUCCUGUUCUAUUCUCCUCUGAAACUCUUUCUCUCUCUAGAAACACAAUUGCAUUCAUUCUUUUGCUUCGAUCCUGUUACAUAGCGAGCUCUCCAUUUUUCCCUUCUCUCUGCUUUCCCGGCGGUGCAUUGAUCGGAGCUUAUUCACCGUCGUUUCUAUCGUGUCCAGCCAUUGACGGUCAUUGUUCUUGAUUUCUCUACUUUUCAUUGAAUCCAUAGAGAAAGUUUGAGACUUUAAGCGAUCUUCUUUUCAUAAUCUCACCUUGGAGAGGACACACAAUGUUGAAGCAUAUCAAACAUGUUCUCGAACAUGACACUGUCGCCGAUAAGCUUCGCCGCAGAUCAUUGCAUUUCGAAAAUAAUAAAUCAGAAACUGUUAAUGCGGAUUGUGGAUCACCGAUAACUCCGCUUCGGUCCCCGCCGAGUGGACUCACCUCGGCGGCAACCACCACAAGCACCAGUAGUUUCAAUUCUAGCUCGUCUGAAUCGGUGACGGGCCGUGGUGGACAUGCUCCGGUCACGACAAAAACCGAUUCCCGCCGGUCAAAUCCAUCCGCCGCGAAAUGUAAGCCUUCCACUUCCUCCGCCGUUCAGUCUGCGACUAACAAUCCCGCCGCCGCUCAGUUGAGCUGUACAUCCGCCGCGCAAUCUUAUAAGCCCACGGCUUCCUCCGCCGCUAAAUCUUUAAAGUCCACCGUUCCCGCCGCCGCACAUCGGAGGUCGAGCAGUGCCUCCGCCGGAGUUAAAGUUCGGUCGAGCAUUAACAUCCCAAAGACCGCGAGUGGGAAUCCGAGAGCAUGUCGGAGCUCUUUAGCUUCAGACUCAGCUUUGACUACCGUAAAACAACCGGUUAAAAGCUCCACUACGCCGCCGCAGCCGGUCAAAAUCGUUCCCGCCGGGAAUAUUAUCCCGUCCGGGAAGGUUCAUAUUACAGGGAUGACUCAAGGAGUUACCAAAAGCAUGGUACUUGGACCAGGUUCCAAAUCGUACGGAUACGGCAGCGUUGUCCGAGGAAACAGCUAUUCUCCGACAACGUCAGUUUCUUCCUCCGGUACACUUGUAAUCGCUAGUAGCUCUACCGGUGGCUCCGAGGUAGAUACGUCGUGGCAAAGAGUGAUGAAUAGUCCGAACCCAGAAGAAGCAAAGAGACUUGGAAACGAAAUGUUCAAGAAAGGUUGUUUCAUUGAUGCUUUGAAGUUUUACGACCGAGCAUUAAAGCUCUCACCGACCAAUGCGAAGUACCAUAGCAACCGGGCAGCUGCAUUGUCUGGUCUUGGUCGGAUUGGUGAAGCUGUGAUUGAGUGUGAACAAGCUAUUCAAUUGGAUCCGAAUCUUGCAAGGGCUCGUCAUCGUUUAGCCACGUUGCUUAUUAGAUUAGGUCAAGUUGAUAGUGCCGGGAAGCACUUGUUCUGUGUGGAGGAACCAUCAGAUCCCAUGGUGGUGAAGGUGCUUCAACAAGUUGAUAGACACUUGAACAAAUGCGCAGAAGCAAGAAGACGCGGUCUAUGGAAUGUUGUUUUGACAAAAGCAAGUGCAGCAAUGGAGUCUGGAGCUGAUAUGUCUCCUCAGCUAGUUAUGUGUAAAGUUGAAGCACUACUGAAACUCCAACGGCUUGAUGAGGCUCAAACAAUACUAGCAUCUUCCCCCAACAUGGAACUAUUGCCAGCAUCUUUCUUAAAGAUUCGGUUUUUCGAUAUGAUCUCCCAAGCUUACAUAUAUUUUGUCAAAUCUCAGAUUGAGUUGGCUCUAGGAAGGUUUGAAAACGCAGUUACAUUCACAGAGAAAGCUUCAGAGAUCGAUCCACGAAACAGUGAGAUUAAAGCAUUGUAUAGAAACGUUAGACUGAUAGUUAGGGCGCGUGACCGGGGUAACGAACUUUAUGAAUCAGAAAGAUACACUGAAGCAAUCGCAGCUUAUACAGAAGGCCUCAAGUUUGAUCAAUACAAUGCUACUCUACUAGGUCAUAGAGCAGAGUGUUUCUUUAAAGUUGGGUAUUGGGAGAGCUCUAUAGAAGACUGUAACCACGCAUUGCUCAUUUUACCUAGUUACACAAAGAUUCGUCGUCAAAGGGCUGCAUCAUACAGCAAGCUGGAGAGAUGGGAUGAAGCAGUGAGCGAUUAUGAAGCCUUAAGAAAGGAACUAUCUUACGACAGAGAAAUAGCUGAAUCUUUGUUUCACGCCCAAGUUGCAUUGAAGAGAUCCCGCGGUGGAGUGGUUCUAAACAUGGAGUUUGGAUGUGAAGUUGAGGAGAUAUCUACCCUCGAAGAGUUCAAAGCUGCAUUAACCCGUCCCGGAGUUUCCGUUGUACUUUUUAUGAAAGUCUCUGACCGACAAUGCAAAGAGAUGUCUGUUUUCAUGGACGCACUAUGUAUUCGUUACCCAUCUCUACAUUUCCUCAAGGUGGACAUUGAGAGAUGUCCUGGAGUAGGUGAUGCAGAGAAAGUGAGAAUUGUACCAACAUUCAAGAUUUACAAACUUGGGACUCGGAUGAAGGAGAUUGUGUGCCCAAGCAAGGAAGCACUGGAGAGUUCAGUGAGGCACUAUAGCCUUUAGCAAACUCUCUCAAACACGUUACUAUUUUCAUUUAAAAAUGAGGAAAACUUGUCAAUAAUCUCUCAAGAGUCUAGAGGAUUAGGUUUACAGAUUUGAUUCAUUCAUUGCUCGGUUUAGGAGUCAUUUGCACAUACAGAAUUUUUUUGUUACUUAAAGGUGAUGGAACCAUAGAAAAUAAAUAGAGAGACACAUUCAUUCAUGUUGUUAAAACAUUUUUGUCUGA
Messenger RNA from Brassica oleracea var. oleracea, 2784 nucleotides. Its product is annotated as TPR repeat-containing thioredoxin TTL2-like. Lineage: Eukaryota; Viridiplantae; Streptophyta; Magnoliopsida; Brassicales; Brassicaceae. Gene Ontology annotation, cellular component: cytoplasm. The record is from RefSeq and is a predicted model, not a curated record. The transcript is spliced from 7 exons. Gene Ontology annotation, molecular function: protein binding. Bases 288 to 2561 code for a protein of 757 amino acids.